AUGGCUCACCAUAUACAAACGGCAUUGAAUGGUGGGUUUGAGCACAAUCGAUGUUCUGAGAUCGACUUUAAGAAUUUCAAGAGAGAUGCAGUUGCAUGUGUUGGGAUAAAGGAUGCGAAGAUGUUGAUCAAUAAACUAUCCAAUAGGCGAGAUAUUGUUUCCGGGUAUUUUUUCGAGUACAAGUGCAAUGAUCAGGAGUUGGGUGCCAUUUUCUGGGCAGAUGAGGUCGCUAGAGUUAACUACAAAGAGUUUGGGGAUGUAAUUUCGUUCGACGGGACGUUUCGCACCAACAAGCAUGCGAUGAUUUUUGUUCCCUUUUUGGCGGUUGACAAUCACAAACCUUCGGUUGUCGUCGGAUCAACGUUAAUAAGUGGUGAGACAAUUGAAAACUUUACAUGGGUUCUAAGAGCUUUCCUAAAAUGCCAUGACAAACAACCAGUUUUUGUGAUUACGGAUCAAUGUUCGGCGAUGAAGCAAGCCGUCCCGUUGGUGUUUACGGAAGCUAAUCACCGACUAUGUAUGUGGCACAUAAUGAAGAAAGUGCCUUCUAAGGUCAGUGUCGCCCUAAAUCAAGAUCCUCUGUUCAAUAAGGUUAUUAACAAGCUCGUGUGGAACAUAAAUAUUGGCCCAUCGGAAUUCAAGACCAAGUGGCAAGAGAUGAUCGAACAAUACAAUUUAGGUGGUGAUCCGUGGUAUCUGUGUCGUCAUGCAUUUAAGGUUCUAAUAAACGACGAAGUUGAAAGUAUUCCGAACCAAUACGUUUUACGUCUAUGGAAACAAAAUUUGGUCCCUGUCCAGAUACAAUCCGCUAGGGUUCGAUACGGUGAGGUGGAUGCGGAGAAGGAUAAGUCUAUAAUUGAUGUAUACUCCAAAGUCGACGACAUUAUAAGCAUCGCCCGGAAUGGUAAAUCGAUACUGACUAGAUUGGAGCAGAAUCUCGACAAUUUCAUGGUUGAUAUCGAGAAAGAGGUACCGUAUGAAGACCCAUCCCAACAAAAGUUGGAUGCAAUCAGAGAUCACCUUGGUGUUUCCACCCACCAUCUGGAAUAA
Molecule: messenger RNA, 1050 nt
Organism: Cynara cardunculus var. scolymus (artichoke)
Lineage: Eukaryota; Viridiplantae; Streptophyta; Magnoliopsida; Asterales; Asteraceae
Product: protein FAR1-RELATED SEQUENCE 5-like
Exons: 4
Coding region: 1-1050 (349 amino acids)
Biological process (GO): regulation of DNA-templated transcription
Source: RefSeq, a predicted model, not a curated record